UCAGUUUUACUCUGGGUUGCAAGGCAAAAUCAAGGCAAAUAUUUUUUGGUGUGUGAACACACACUGAUCUGCCGUUAGUCGCUGUACACUUGGAGUGUUUUAUUAGAUGUCCUCGUUCUGUCCCCAUUUACCGUACUUAAGAGGGAGUUUCUCCACGAUGACACAGGUGCUUGUUUACAAAGGAACAUCAGCCAACAUUCAGUGUUAACAACCACCACUCAAAACACGUAUUCCAGCAUGGUGAAAAAGUUGUAGUGGAUCAAAACGUAUGGUGGAAAACAAGUGUCUCACAUUGUUGAGGAAAUUAUCACUGUCUAGAUUUCUUGUCAGUGGGUUUUUUAGGCAGGAUAAGGUUUUUAGAGUUACUCCCCUUUUAUUUUGUACAAUGUUAACAACAUGAUUAGAUAAGGGCAUAAACAAAUGUAUGGGAAUAUUCCAAACAUACCAGAUAGAAGUUCAUUUUUAUGAAGUGCCAUGACUUCCACAGAUUGUUAUAAAUGAAACCAAACCCUUCAUUAGCAUAAAUGUUGCACUCAAGUCUUACCACCCUACCUGCAUAGUAUUAGGCAUGGCUUUAUCAGUGGAAAACAAAAGUGUGCAUUAAUUAAAAUUUACAGCCAUUCAUCAUAUUGCAAUAUUCAUAAGACCAUGUCACUUGUUAGAACAAUUACACAGCGAAGAGCUUUCAUGGUUAUAACCAGAGGCAGUUUGUGAAGUCAUUGAUUACGGUAAGGUAUAUAUUACCUCUCCUGCUAAUUAAGGUGAGAGCAGGGUUUGAUAGAGACAUCAUAAAGGACUCGGACAUCUUUAAUCAAUACGUUUUACCUGGUUAUGUAUACAUUGGAGGAAAAAUAGAUGUACCAGACACACCUUGUCAGCUAUAGGAAGUGACAGAGGAACAAUUUCUCUCUUGCUAAGGAAGAGGAAGAUAAAAGUAUAAAUGUGGAAAUUGAAUAAAAAAUCAAUGAUAUGUGUUGUCACUGAUAAGGGAUUUAUCUCAUGGUCAAGGUUCAGUUAUAUUGAUGGAAACUCCCUAUAGCUGUAAAGAAAAAGAUUCCCGUCGACUGACAGUGUACUUGCAUUUACCUGAUAGUCCAGGUGUGCGGAGAAAUAUAACAUGCAUAAAUCCUGACCAAGUCUCUCUUUUUUUACAUUAUUUAUACAACAGAGGAAGUGAAAUGAACUGUGACCAAUAAGUGAUGCAUUCAUGAGUGGGCUGUUACUAUAUGCAGGUGUUAGUGCAUGAAAUGACUGAAUUGAUAACAAUUACAAGAUGUUAUAAGGAGUUGUAAUAUCUGAACCCUGUGGCUUCGGCGUUAUUAAUGUCAAUAAAAGGCCACAGACGAAUGACACACCUUCACAGGAAGAAUGUGCUUCUCUCUUUAGUGAUUGUCCCAACGAUUUUGUGAAUGUUUAUGAAAUGUUGAGGUUCGCAUGCGACACAUUUUUUAACCAUAUAAGGUGUCAAGUGGUUUAAUCUUGUUGGUUAGAACUGCUCGCAGCCGAUUAACCGUAGAUUCUUUAGGGAAAUUAAAUGAAGAGUAAUAAAUUUGCGUUUAGGUACUAAAUUAUUUAUUUGACUAUAUACUUCUCUGACUUGGAUGAAAGCCAGGGUGUAGAUACCUAGAGAUCACCUUUUGUUCUUACCUGCUGAUGUCUGUGACUUAAAAGACUGGAGCACAAGGCCCGUGUGAAAUGUCUGCCCUAAAUAUUUUUCCUAAGAUUACAGAGCCUCAGAGUUGUAACCUGAUCCGGACAUGAGACAAUAUUACAUUUAUUGUUGUGCAACAGUGUAUUAUGGGUGUAUUUAAAAAUGAUUUAAAUACUAUUUUUUUCAAAUGGACUUUUAAAUGAAACCUUUCAUUUGAGCUCAAGUAUAGAGAAACUAAAGGAAUAGUUCGGCUUCGGGGACUUAAAUAAUCAAAAUGGAGGAAGGCAGCAAUGGUGCAGACUUAAAUAAUUCUGACAAUGACAGCAGUGAUGUGUCCCACCAAAAUGGAUUCAAUAAUUCCACCUAUACCAUGGAAAUAGGAAUUGCUAAGCUAGACAGUUCUUACUUAGAAAACCAUAUGCAAUGUGCCAAAGCUAUGCAUACAUCUAGUUCACCACAGUCUGCAGCUGGGAGGGUCGAUUUGUGUGAUUUGUCAACAGAGGGUGCCAACCCAACAAGUCUACCCCAGAAUGUGUAUGAAGAAAUAGGGGAAGUGUCCAAGGAAGGUAACUCUCGGGAGAAAUUUAACAGAAGUAGGAGUUUGAGCUCCGAGGAUGUUUUUGCCUCUAGUGACUCUGAUGAUUAUUUAGAGCCUGUUUCUUCACCAAAGUCUGUCAAUACUGAUGAUUCAUUGCCAUGUAGUCCCACCAAAAUGGAUGAUAAUAGUCCAGAAAUUUCAAACGAGUAUGAAGCUUUAUCACCAGCUACCCAAGUUUGUACUAGUUAUACCAGUCUCACUUUAAAGUCUCCAAAUCAAAGUACUGCUGAUGACAUAAGUGACACCAAAGAGGCAGAUAUCUAUGAUAACUGUGAUGUUUAUAACAUCAAAGAAGUACCAAACAUCAGUGCUUUAGAAACCAGUGAUAACCAAAUUGAUGGAAAUUCAGAGAAAACAACCUCAGAUGACCAUCAGCAGAAUGAGAAUCUUCUUAUUAAUGUUGAAGACGAAGCCAUUGAGUUAGGUAGAGCCAAGGAUGAAGAUGAACAAGUUGAUGAUGAUGUAAAGGAUAGCUGUUCUGUGAAAAGUGACCAAGGAUCAGUAGAAUAUCUAGAUGAUGAUAUUUCAUGUGACAUCAUCGAUGAAUUCAAAACUGAUGAAAAUGUUGAGGAUACCAAUGAGCAUGACAAAUGGGAUACAAUCGAUUCUGAGAAUCAAUGUGAAUUGAAUUUAAGUGCAUUAGAAUCAAUAAAUUUGAUUGAAGAUGAGUUGACCAGGAAUGAGUUUGUAGGAAAAGUUGAUGUGGAGUUGAAUUCUCUAAAACUUAGAAACAAAAUUGAUGAAGACAUGAAGGAUAGUUCGUCUGUGGCAAGUGUGCAAGGAUCCGUUUCAUAUUUGGAUGACAUUUCAUGCAUUACAGAUGACAACCUGAGUAUCAGUACCGGUAGAGCUGACCAAUGUUUAUCUGAGGUAGACUAUAAGGAAUUCUCUGAAGAAGGCAAUAAGGAGUCCUUAAUUGACUCAGAGAGAAAACCAGACUUAAAACAGUACUCAAGGGACGAUAACCACACAUGCAGCAGUGCUAAUUCUGAGUCCGACUUGGAUCAAAUUCCAUCAAAUUUAGUCAAAAGACUGUCUCAGCAAUUUUCUAAAUCAAUGGGUGACUUGAGAUAUGUGCCAUUUCCUUUUGCUGCCAGGAAGGCAUCUCUUCCUGGACAUUACAAGGUGACCUACAAGUCAUCCACAUUCCUAAUCUUGUCUCCGAACUCCAUGCAAGAGAGACAAUUUGUGUAUGAACCAAGCCUAGAAGAAGAAAAGGGACCAAAAGGACAGAAAACCACAAGAACCAAAGAAGAAGAGACAAGAGUUGUACUUAUGGAGUCCGACAGUGUAACAGAGCAAGCUACUGCAGGUACUCAGGUCUCUAAAAGGUCCAGUUGGUACUCUGGGUACGUCCAUCAUAUGACAAGCAGCACUGGACAGACAAGACGUCUGAGUGGGGUGCAUGAUUUCUGGGAAGGGGAGGACAGUGGGACUGGUCAAACCACAGAAACAACAACAAAGACGACAACAGUUGUGGAGAAUGGAGAUGUCAGCCAUGAGUCACAGGAGUCUUCUGCUAGGAAGCCCACAGUCCAAGAGGAGAUUAUGUCAGUGGAAGGAGGAGUGUACGAGAAUGAGCCAGUCCGUGAACCAGGGGUCGUCAGAGAGAGCGACCCCAAAAACAUAGGGGAGGAACUACCAGAGGUGGGCAUGGCCAAGAACAUUCUGCAGAGAUACGCCAAGAUUCAGGAAGAGUCUGCUAAACCAGUGGUGGGGAAAAGGCAGGCAUCCCCACCCAAAGGCACUGGACCUUCAGAGUAUAUCAGCGAACCCCGAACUGUUAUAGAGAAACCCGAGCAAAAGAUCGAGGGAGGCAUUUUCGAAAAUCAACCAAUUAGUGAAGAAGGAGUGGUUAAGUCAUAUGAUACUUUGGAGGAUGUCAAACCAGAGCAAGGUUAUGCCAAAAAUGUAUUGGCCAAGUUUAAGGAAAUUGAAUCGCAAGUCCAGAAUCGUCCGCCACCUUCACCAAAGAGAGAACUGACACCAGAUCGAUUCACCAAAGGAGAAUAUGUAAGUGAGCCCAGAUCAACAUUUGAGAAAUAUGAGGGGAAAACAGAAUCUGGCAUUUUCGAAAGUCAGCCUAGAGAAGACAAAGAGGUUGUCAAGUCGUAUGAGCAUGAACAGGAAGUACUCCCAGAGCAAGGGAUGGCCAAAAAUUUGGUUUCAAAAUUCAAAGAUUACCAGUCACAAACUAAGUCAACUUCACCUAGAGAAAAGAAGGAGCUGACUCCAGACAGAUUGACUAAAGGGGAGUAUGUGUCUGAGCCCAGAACCACGUUUGAGCAGUAUGAAGGGCAGGUGGAAGCAGGAGUUUAUGAAAGUAAACCGCAGGAUCGUGGAGACAUCGUCAAAUCUGGAGAAUAUUACGAGGAACCUUUACCAGAAGAAGGUUAUGCUAAGAAUGUUAUUUCUAAAUUCAAAGAUAUUCAGAAAGGUGGAGGCUCACCAGCUAAGUCUCCCUCAAAUAAACUGAAGGAAUUAACUCCACCCAGACAAGACACCUUCUCUGGAGUUUUGGAAAAUCAACCACAGGAACGUUCAGAUGUUGUCCACUCAUACGAUGUAUAUCAGGAAGAAAUGCCUGAGACGGGAACCACCCGCAAUCUGUUGAACAAGUUUAAAGAAAUCCAGCAUUCAGGAUCCAACUCACCUGCUUCCCCCAGACUUAAGAAGGAGUUCACUCCCCCACCUCAGUCAGGUGUGUAUGAAAACACCCCUACCAAAGGUAUUGUGUACGAGGAGAGAGUAGCGGAGAGUGGAAUUUUGGAAAACAACCCAGAGAGAAGGGAGGGUGUUGCAAGAGAAGAAGAGCCAUCUGCUGGAACAGUGGAAUUCCCAGAGAGAGGGUAUGCAAAGAAUAUGGUUUCAAAAUGGAAACAGCUUGAAACCGAGCACAGCAAAUCAGCUUCUCCUUCUCCAAGAUACAAGGAAUUCACCCCGCCCAGAGAAGAGCCCAGAAUCAAGAGUCCCCUCAGUCCCAAGUCCCCAGCAGGAACCAACAGCAGUGUUCAUCCCCGAGACUUGCCCGGACAGUACCAAGAACAACAGGCACCAGGAAUAUAUGAGAAUGACCCGAGUCACCGUGACGACAUCGCCCGGGAGGAAGACACGGAUUGGGAGCAGGGCCUGCCCAGGGAGGGAACCAGCAAGUCACUCAUCAGCAAGUUCAAAAACGUGCAGGAUGAGGCCAAGAAGUCCCAAGAAGUGCCCAAGCCCAUCUCCAGGAGGGAUUCCACAGAUGGACCUCGGAGCCCAAAGAAGAAGGCCGCUUUAUAUUAUCCGGUGUGUUAUGAACUCGUCAUAGUGGAAAACUUAGAGUGGGGGAGCACAGGAGUGAUCGGAGCUCCUGACUCAAAUAGUUCUUCUCUUAAAAUGACGGAAAUGUCCGCUAUUCAAAAGAGGGUCAAGAUGUUUGAGGAAAGCAGUGAUUCGCCAGAGAGAGGCGAAAAUGCCCCCUCGUCUGUAGGAACAGAGGAUGAGUCAAUUGGGGCUCCCACCGCUGACAAUGAGGCGAAUCCCAAAAGUCCCUUUGUUGCCGUUCAGUUGGAGAAGUGCGCAGCAUGUCAGAAAACAGUCUAUGCCAUGGAGAAGAUAGAAAUGAAUAAAAACUGCUACCACAGGGCGUGUUUUAAAUGCUCCCACUGUAACUCACGAUUAACGGCAAAAACGUUCAGCAUGAAUGAAGGAGUCAUCUACUGCACAAAUCAUUUCAAGCAGCUGUUUGCUAGGAAAGGAAAUUAUGAUGAGGGAUUUGGGCGCCAACAAUACAAAAAGCGUUGGCAAGGUGACCAGCCUAAUGGAGAAAAACAAACUGUGCCCGAGCCCACCGCUUAAUGUUGCGUGCUUUAUUUUUUGUCAAUUGUAUAAACUUUUUUUUUUUGUGUAUUAAUGUAUAAUAUAUAUAAUAUUGCCAAUUUCUCAUUUGCCUAUAUUUUUAAGUCAUAUUUAUCAUUGUAUGAAAAAAAAGAAAUGAAAAUUUGCAACUUUAAAGAUGUGUUUGGAGGAUGAGAAGGGAGAUAAUCACUAUUCAGAACAAGCAAUUCUGAUGGCUGUUUAAUUAUGUCAUGAUAUAAAAAUUGUUUUUGUUCUUUACACCACCAGAGAGUGCUAUUUGAUAUAUUUUGUCUGUUACCUUAUGAAAUAUUGUUCAUGCAUACGUUAAUGCAUUAGAUAAUUGACACCACCACAUGGACUUUGUAAGGGUACAGUGUGACCAGUGUAAUCCGACACCUAGUUAAACCAACAUACUGUAGACAGUCUGAGAUUGUCCGUUUUUUAAUCACACUGUUAUUACAUUAUUUUUUCUCAAUGCAUUUUGAUUUGACAGGAAUCACUGUACAUGUAUAUACAUGUCGCUAUUGAAACCACAUUUGUAAAUUGACAUGCCUGCAUAGAAGAAAAAAAAUUCGGUCAUCUUGAUGAGUUUUUAUGAUAUUUGGUAGGUUUUUUAAAUAAAGCCCAAUGUCUCUUUUUGUUCAAGAUCUCAGGCAUGUUUUUUGUCUUCCAUUGUAUGAGAGAGUGCAUGGGCACUUCAUAAACAUUCAGUAAUAAAGUGUAUGGUGUCAAGGUCAUUCUAAUGGGCUUUACAGUCAAAAUGCAUGGAAUGUGAUAUACUACACAUGUACGUCAAGUAUAUUAUGCUAAAGAGUGUGAUAAGAGUGCAAUUUUUUUUAAUAAUUUAAAGUGUUAGCUGAUCUUUAAAUUAUCACUUUACAUAUUAUUUUAUGGGUCAUGUGUAUCAAAUGUGCUCAUUAUUUUUUCGAUAUUGUCAUAGAUCACUUCUGUAGAACUUAUAAACCAAAGACUGUCUUAAAGACAGGUUUGAAAGGUUACUUAAUGUAUGUCUUAGUUUAUUCCAAUUAUUUCCUGGUUUCUUUAAACAAAAGAAAUAUAGUUUGCACUGAAAAUUUCCAGAGAAGUAUGCAUCUGACCAAUGAACUAUUCAAGUGCAUGCUAAAAAAAUCUAUGCAUCCCCUAAAUAUAGUAUUAUCAAAUGCAAUAAAAAAGUGAAAAGAUUACAACUUGCUACAUUUUUUUUGGAUAAAUUCUUAAAAUGCUUUGAAUGUAAAUGUUACUUGUGUAAAAUAAAUGCCUGCUUAGUUUUUUUUUUAUUUUUUGAGUUUAUGAUAUAUUGAUAUUCAAAGUCAUGUGACACGAGGACACAUACAUUUGAUUGGAUCAGGUGACAAUCUGGACUGUCUAUAACUUAAUUGAUGGUUGGACACCUCAUUUUUAUUUCGACAUCCACCAAAAAUACAUGUAUAUGUGCUUUUGACCCAAAUUUAUCAAGCUGUAGCAAAUAUUACUGCAUAGGACUUUUGCAAUAAACUUUUUUCAUUAAAAA
Magallana angulata is the source of this 7596-nucleotide messenger RNA. Its product is annotated as enolase-phosphatase E1-like. The transcript is spliced from 13 exons. Lineage: Eukaryota; Metazoa; Mollusca; Bivalvia; Ostreida; Ostreidae. The record is from RefSeq and is a predicted model, not a curated record. Gene Ontology annotation, molecular function: actin filament binding. Bases 1926 to 6086 code for a protein of 1386 amino acids. Gene Ontology annotation, cellular component: actin cytoskeleton; plasma membrane. Gene Ontology annotation, biological process: actin filament bundle assembly.